CUUCACACCCGCAAUUUCAAUGGCAAACCCCUUCAUGAAUAAAUUCUACAUCCAGAGCCAACCUUCUGCCUCCAAACCCACCAAGCAUGCAGCAGCUUCGUCCACCACCUCAUCUCCGCGACGUUUUCCUUGCCUCUACUGCCCCCAGGAGUUUGACACCUCUCAAGCUCUCGCCGGCCAUCAGAAUGCUCACAAGCGCGAGCGAGCCGCUGCUGCUCGGCUAAACUUUCCGGCCAACAACCUGCAGGAAUACCGCCUACUUCCUCUGUUCCCCGCUUAUCCACAGCAGCCACAGCAGCAGCACCAGGACCAGAACCUUGCUUCCAGCUCGGUCCCUCAGAGCUUUCCGGGCGUUUCGACUGCUAAUGCUCUCUCCACUACCACUGAUGUGGAUGAUUCUGCCAAUAUGGAUCUCACCCUCCGCCUGAGGGGAUGGUACAAAAUAAGGAGGGCAGCUACGCGUAAAAAUCUCUGGAGUCUUCUUUCUUCAGCCGUCAACCUCUCUCCGGCCCCCCGGGUUGGAUCUCACCGCCAUUGCUGCCGAUCAUCUCUGAUCUCAUCAUCUUCACCGAUCACCACCAAACAGCCACUCUCUUUACUCAAAACCACAAAAAACCCCUUGUGUUUCUUCUCUGUAACAGCCGCACAAAAGGUACAAAACUCUCAGAAAUUUCCAGCUUGUGCUCUCGGUGAUUUAUGCAGAAACAGCAACGGUAGAGAGAAGAAGAUUCGGGGCAGAAGGGCAGAAGAGAGAAGGAGCUUGGGUGAUUUCCGGUGUCUCUUUGGUGGUUAUCCGGUGGCUGGACCUGUUCUAUUAGCUACAUAUACAGCACAGCCAUCGCAGCAUAUCAAUUAAGACCUGGAUUCUAGGAAGCAAUUACAGAAAGCAAUUAAUUAGCAAUUGCAU
This is a messenger RNA of Rubroshorea leprosula, 907 nucleotides long. NCBI's taxonomy places the organism in Eukaryota, Viridiplantae, Streptophyta, Magnoliopsida, Malvales, Dipterocarpaceae. The record is from the annotation of a GenBank genome assembly.